AUGGACGAGGAAUCGCCAGAUGGGCUGCUCUUCAAAGACCAUGACUUCUCCUCUGACUUGUUGAGGCAGCUCAAUGGCUUGAGGCAAAGCAGGAUCCUGACUGAUGUGAGCAUCUGCGCUGGGGCCUGGGAGGUCCCCUGCCACCGCAACGUGCUGGCCUCCAGCAGCCCCUACUUCAGGGCCAUGUUCUGCAGCAACUUCCGGGAGAGCAGCGAGCCCAAAGUCCAGCUGAAAGGCCUCGACUCUGCAACUCUGGAGCGGAUCAUCCUGUAUGUGUACACGGGCGAGGCACACAUCACAGCGGAAACCGUCCUGCCCUUGAUGGAGGCCGCCUCCAUGCUGCAGUACCCCAGGCUGCUUGAGGCCUGCUCCUCCUUCCUGCAGAGCCAGCUGGCCCCCAGCAACUGCCUGAGCGUGAUCAGACUCUCUGAAAUCUUCAGCUGUGAGGCCCUCAGGAAGAAAGCCAGGGAGGUGGCCCUGACGUACUUCCCAGAGGUGGCUGCAUCAGCUGAUCUGAAGGAGCUCCAUGCCUUGGAACUGAGAGACUACCUGGGAGAUGACGGGCUCUGUGCGGAGGAGGAGAAGGUGUUCGAGGCCCUCAUGGUUUGGAUCAAGCAUGACCUCCAGACCCGGAAGCAAUACAUGCAGGAACUGUUCAAGCAGGUCAGGCUGCAGUACGUCCACCCAGCCUUCUUCUACCACUUCAUCGCCAACGACGCCCUCCUUCAGUCCUCGCCCCCCUGCCAGACCAUCUUGGAGACAGCCAAGAGGCAGAUGUUUUCUUUGUACAGCAUGACCAGUGCCCCGGACCUCCAGCCUCUGUGGCAUGUUCCCCCAAGAAACUCUUACCAAGACUUCCUCAUCCUCUUGGGUGGAAGGAAGGACAACCAGCAGACCACCAGGGACGUCCUGCUGUACGACGGACAGACCGGCCAAUGGCAGAGCCUUGCCAAACUCCCGGCCCGGCUGUAUAAGGCCUCGGCCGUCACCUUGCACCGCAGCAUCUACCUGCUGGGAGGCAUGGCGGUGGGCGCGGGGAACAGUGUGCCCAGUCCCAAGGUCUACAUCUUCUCCCUGAAGUUCAAUCAGUGGAGGCUGGGGCAGCCCAUGCUGGCAGCCCGCUACUCCCACAGAAGCACCACCCACAAGAACUUCAUCUUCUCCAUCGGGGGGAUUGGAGAAGGACACGAGGUCAUGGGCUCCAUGGAGAGAUAUGACAGCAUCUGCAACGUCUGGGAGAGGAUGGCCAGCAUGCCACUGGGGGUCCUCCACCCUGCAGUCGCUGUGAAAGACCAAAGACUCUACCUUUUUGGGGGAGAGGACAUCAUGCAGAACCCUGUGCGCCUUAUCCAGGUUUAUCACAUUUCCAGAAACACGUGGUUCAAAAUGGAGACGAGAAUGAUCAAGAAUGUAUGUGCCCCUGCCGUGGUACUUGGGGAGCGGAUUGUCAUCGUGGGAGGUUACACAAGGAGGAUCCUUUCUUAUGACCCUCAGUCCAACAAAUUUGUCAAAUGCGCAGACAUGAAAGACCGGAGGAUGCACCACGGGGCCACGGUGAUGGGGAACAAGCUCUACGUGACAGGUGGGCGGCAUCUGACCACGGACUGUAGCAUCGAGGACUCGGCCUCCUUCGACUGCUACGACCCUGAGACCGACACCUGGACGUCCCAGGGGCAGCUGCCUCAUAAGCUCUUUGACCAUGCCUGCCUCACUCUCCGGUGCAUCCCUCACCCCUCCACCAUCCCCUGAGGCCCACGAGAAACUGAGACGUCAUCUGUCCUAGUCAAGAUGCUCUUGUUGCAAGAGACAGAACCC
Messenger RNA from Eubalaena glacialis (North Atlantic right whale), 1815 nucleotides. It is a transcript of the gene KLHL38, whose product is annotated as kelch like family member 38. Gene Ontology annotation, molecular function: protein binding. The coding region runs from base 1 to 1749 and encodes 582 amino acids. NCBI's taxonomy places the organism in Eukaryota, Metazoa, Chordata, Mammalia, Artiodactyla, Balaenidae. The transcript has 3 exons. The record is from RefSeq and is a predicted model, not a curated record.